This is a messenger RNA of Anopheles moucheti, 2133 nucleotides long. RefSeq names its product hydroxyacylglutathione hydrolase, mitochondrial (gene tzn). The record is from RefSeq and is a predicted model, not a curated record. The coding region runs from base 102 to 1007 and encodes 301 amino acids. The transcript is spliced from 2 exons. NCBI's taxonomy places the organism in Eukaryota, Metazoa, Arthropoda, Insecta, Diptera, Culicidae. Gene Ontology annotation, molecular function: hydroxyacylglutathione hydrolase activity.
UUUUCGUUUUACUGAUCACCUUCAACACCGCUUUGCUAAUAUUGCUGUUGUCAAUAUUAUCUGUGCUCUGUUUUCUCUACUGCACUGCGUUACGCAUCUGCAUGUCGCUGCUCAACCUUCUUCCGCAUCGUAUUUCCCAGCGACUGACUGCACUCUACUUCACCGUAUCAAGCUUCAGCCUGCAACGCCGACCACGGUCCACACAAACGAACACGAUGGCGAGCAUGACGGUGACAAAGAUCCCAGCCCUGAAAGAUAACUUUAUGUACUUGGUAAUGUGUAAUGCGACGCGGCAAGCGGCUGUCGUCGACCCGGUCGAACCCGAUCGUGUGCUGGAGGUCGUGCAGCAGCAAAACUGUAAGCUGAACAAGCUGCUAACGACACACCACCACUGGGACCAUGCUGGCGGCAACGACGGUCUGUACCAGCGCUUCCAGCAGAACACGGAUUGGGGUGAGCUGUCUGUGUAUGGUGGGGACGAUGAUAGGAUUACACGAUUGACGCAUCCGGUCAAGCAGGACGACACGUUUGAGAUAGGAAAUCUCCGGGUACGAUGCCUUUCCACACCGUGCCAUACAAAGUCGCACAUCUGCUACUUCGUAGAGGGUGAGCAGGAGCGAGCCGUUUUUACCGGCGAUACACUUUUCCUCGCCGGCUGUGGUCGUUUCUUCGAAGGAACACCGAUUCAAAUGUACGAAGCAUUGAUCGGUAAGCUGUCCCAGCUGCCGGACGAUACGAAAGUGUACUGUGGGCACGAGUAUGCACUGCAGAACCUGCGCUUUGCCCACACAAUCGAACCCGACAACGAGGACAUUCGGGAGAUACUGGAACGGGCUCAGGCCGCUGAUCUGGAAGGACGGCAGGCACUUGUACCGUCCACCAUUGGGUUGGAGAAACGCAUCAACGUUUUUAUGCGCGUGCGUGAACCAUUCUAUACAACGAUGUUUUCUACUAACCAUCCGGUGAAGGUAAUGGAACAGCUCCGAUCAGCUAAGGACAAGUUUUAAGCAUUUCGUCUACAAGUAAGUUUUAAGUCGUUGCACCAAAAUUGAUACUACCGGUACAUUACGGGCAUCAAUAUCAGAUUAAUUGUACAUCUGCGAACAACACUACAUCAUUCAGAUUCAAAAAUGAGGAUGUAACGAGAAAAGAAGAAUAGAUCCGCAAAAGCUGAAUGGUUUUUUAAAGCAUUUAAGCAGAGGUCACGAGCUUGCUCGACCGCAAAUGGUCGGUCUGGUCAAACACUGUUUGAGAUUAUUGGUGAUAGGAAAUUCUACUACACCUGCACCUGAUCUUCCAUGAACCGCAGUUAAAACCAUGAGAUUUGGUCAGAUAGUUAGCAAGAAUGUUGGUAAAAAAGUGUACUUUCUCAUGGUUAAACAUUUGUCUUAUGCUUUUUACAUGAAAGCCCUACAUUUAUAGGCAAAGGCUGGAAACUUACUUGAACAUCCAUCAUUUACGGAUAAUAAUGGGUUUAGGUAAACUUUUUUGGAAAUAUAAUGCCUUUGGUAACUAAUCAUUGUCCACUCGGUGUAAAUAUCAAGUUUUAAUCGAUUGGGUGGAGGAAUGAGGAAACGAUGAAGGUUUAGGAAUUCUUAUGAAGUCCUAAUUUCUAUUCGAAAUUUGUUCACUUCUCAGGCCAUCUGUUUUUUUUCGAGAGUUUAUUCUUAAAAUUCUCGGGACCAGCAAAAUGUACAUUUCUUGUAAACUUCCAAAUUUCAGACGCAAUAAAGCAAUAAUCAAUCACAAAUUUGCAUUAACACUACGGAAUGGGCUUAGUUAACUAUUUUAGAGUUAGAAUUCUAAUCGAUACUACAUUAAUUUCCAUGCAUUCUCAACAAGGACAAGGACUUCACCAAACUGCGUAUAAGGACUAAAUCAAAAUCCUUGUACUAACGGAAAAUGCAUUUAAUCCUACUGUAAAUUGGAAGCAAAUCCAUUUUUGAAUCCAAAAUAUUAUCUGUGUAGUUAUAUGUAAAUAUGGAAAGCCUUCUUGGGGCAUCUCUGCGAAGAACAGCUUUGCUCUUCUUACCACAGCAACAACUCCUAACCUACCCUGCAUUUGAAUCUAUUAUUUUCACCAAAAAAAACCAAAAUUACAUUGACAUCUAGGUUUAUGAUGUUUUGUCACAU